AUGAUCUUUGAGACUAUACUUGAUCUUCAAGCUUUACCUUCAAAUUCAAUCUUGGUCCUCGAAAAUCCGCAUGGUCGAGGUAUUCGACUUGACCAUCUCUCAUCUAUUACCAAAGAAUCUAAAUCCAAUCAAGAACCUUCAUUUCAAAAUAUUGUCUUGGAAAGAUGGACAGUAUCCUUAUCUACACCUAUUCCUCCAUUACCCGGUCCUGAACUACCUACAGUCUAUCGAUAUUGCAUUGUUCAUUUUCGAGCACUUUACUCUUACUCUCGGACUUUACCAGCUUGGCAACUCUUUAAACGUCUAAGGAAACCGGGUUCAAGGGAACAUGAUCUCUUGAAGAUUGGAUGUCGUCUUAGUAGUACUAGUGUCAUAGAUGAAGCUGAAAGAUCACAACGAGGGAUGGAUCGAAACUCAUUCAUAGAUGAGAUUGGUAUCGAUCAACGCUUAUCGGAUCUCGAUCCUCAAACACAUCUGAAACACUUUCAAUUUCCAAGUGUUCAAACCCCAUAUGGUGCACUUCAUUCACACGUCGCAUAUCGUAAUCAAGUGGAAUUUUAUAUCAGUGAUCGAGAAACGGCUCUUAGUUCUAAAUUCAUGGCUGAGGAUUUGAAUCCUAAUCCUCAAGCUGAUCUCAUCAUGGGUCUUCAUCGCCUUCGAUCAGGCUAUUCAGUGCCUAAUCCGAUCAAAACUAAUCAAUCUACUCGAACUCAUGAUAAGGUAUCUACUCAUCAAGAACAUCAGGAUCCCAUCUCUCCCAAACCUUCCUAUGGAUCUUUAUCCUCAAGACACCCUUUGCAUCCUCGAUCCAAUUCUAAUGAAGUCAAUGAUCCUGAUCGACCUGGUAGUGCAGCUAGUUCUUUAACAGCUGCCAUUCGAGCAGCAGCAGAAUCUUCAUUUUCAACUCCUAUUCCUCAACAUCCACCUCCAACCCAACUUUCUCAGUUACAUGGGAAUGUAAGUAUUGAAAUCUCUCUCAAUAUCUUGAUACUGAAGCUUCUCGAGCUCAUGUUCUUUAUCUCCUAUCUCUCCUCUUUGCUCAGAGUUCUGCAUUAA
Molecule: messenger RNA, 1056 nt
Organism: Melampsora larici-populina 98AG31
Lineage: Eukaryota; Fungi; Basidiomycota; Pucciniomycetes; Pucciniales; Melampsoraceae
Exons: 1
Coding region: 1-1056 (351 amino acids)
Biological process (GO): piecemeal microautophagy of the nucleus; protein localization to phagophore assembly site; mitophagy
Cellular component (GO): Atg1/ULK1 kinase complex; extrinsic component of membrane; cytosol
Source: RefSeq, a predicted model, not a curated record